CCAUCCAUUCGCAAUGAUAAGAAGUACGCACUGGUCGGGCUCUCACAACACGAAAGCCCAGGCGCGAUAAUCGAGACGGCAAAAGCCUAGGCCUAGACGGGAGCAGGUUUACUGUCGGUGACGUUAUAGGGGGCGGCGCAGUCGGUUGCAGUCGGUCGGCCGAUUUCGUGGCGAGCAAGACCCGACGGUGGUCGAUGUAUCGUGCGUGGAGCAAGGCCGCGUUAUAACCGCGCUACCAUCGGCGAGAUCAACGACGGUACAGCGAUGCGUUAGUUGCGCGCGCGUACGAUGUCGGGCGAUAUCGCUCGAUUCGAGAUCGAGCCGGCUGCCUCCGACCCGCUAGUCUCGGACGCCGUCUCCACGCUACAAGCCACCAAGCAAACGGCGGAAAGCGUGGCUCAAGAUGCCGUCGACCAAACAGGAUUUGGCAAAUUUAACCUUAAGGUUAUGGCCGUCUGCAGUAUGAUCUUUAUGAACGUAGCAUUCAGCAUAACGAGCAUCGGAUUUAUAUUACCAUCUGCAGCAUGCGACUUCAGAAUGACCACGAUGGACAAAGGACGUCUGAGUGCUGCCCCCAUGUUAGGUAUGUUAGCCGGUUCGUAUAUAUGGGGUUGUUAUGCGGCUAUCAAAGGUCGAAGAAUGUCUUUAUUGGUGGCGUUGUUUCUACACGGUGUCUCCGAAUUAUUAGCAUCGGUGGUGCCACUUUAUUGGGUCUUCUUGUUCUUGAAAUUUCUAAGCGGUGCAGCUAUGAAUGGACAAUCAGCCGUUGUUUUUUUGUAUCUGGGUGAAUUUCAACCAACCAAAUAUCGGGAUAAGAUGCUCUCGUGGAUGGAAAUGGCUUGGGUGAUAGGAAUGAUCAUUUUAGCAGGUGUCGGUUGGAUUAUUAUUCCACUGAACGUGAACUUCAUGACGGCCGGUUUCUUUUUCCACUCCUGGAAUCUUUUUGUUUUCAUAUGUUCCCUCCCAGCCUUGUUAACUGGAACCUGGUUGCUAUUUUUCCCUGAAACACCUAAGUAUCUCGCAGAAACCGGGCACAACGUUCAAAUGUUGAAUGUUUUAAUGAGAAUGUACUCAGAAAACAGUGGAGAACCUCCCAAAGAAUAUAUAACCAAGCUCCGAAAUUGCGAGAAUAAUAAUUUAAACGAUUUGGUGCAUCGCAUACUGCAUACUAAAGAGAGAGAAGAUGUAAGCGAGAAGUCGUUCGAGCUAAUGAUAAAAGACAUAUACACGAAGACCAUGAUGAUACUAAAGCCGCCGUUCCUUUGUAGAACGAUCGUUGUGUGUUUGAUCGCUUGUUUCGUCACUUCCUCUUAUUACACGCUGACUUUAUGGCUGCCAGAACUCUUUCAUAGAUACGCAGACUUUCAGGAGGCGUUUCCCAAUCAGACGGCAAGCGUUUGCACUUUGAAGAGCGCGAAAAAUGUUACAGAUAUAGAUAUGUCGGAUGAUCCGUUUGGUUGCAACUCCAGAGUACAAACUAGCGUGUUCGUGCAUACGUUUAUUUUGGGUGCCUCGUGUAUUCCAACAGGUCUGAUAUUGCCAUUACUCGUAAACUACGUGGGGUAUAAAUUUUUCCUCGUGAUAACAGCCUUUAUUCCCGCUAUUGUGACGGCUUGUCUCUUCCUGGUGGAAACAUCCAUCCAAAACUUGAUACUUUCAUGCGCGUAUGAAUCCGUCACAUCCGUUUGUUUGAGCGUGGUAUACUGCCUUUUGGUGGACCUCUAUCCAACACAUUUAAGGGCAAUGGCGUCCGGCCUGUCUGCAUUCAUCAGUCGAAUAGGUGCUAUUAGUGGUACUCUAAUGAUCGGAUACUUGAUAGACGAUUACUGUACAUUGGUAAUCGUCAUUGUGGCUGCUCAAUUGUUUCUGAGUGGUUUGCUUGCCCUGUUCACGCCUGGAAGAAAGAAAUCAAAAGCAGAUAUCGAGAAAUCUUAACGAUAGUACGGAU
Eufriesea mexicana is the source of this 1948-nucleotide messenger RNA. Its product is annotated as synaptic vesicle glycoprotein 2C. Gene Ontology annotation, biological process: transmembrane transport. The transcript is spliced from 11 exons. The record is from RefSeq and is a predicted model, not a curated record. Gene Ontology annotation, cellular component: membrane. Bases 289 to 1935 code for a protein of 548 amino acids. NCBI's taxonomy places the organism in Eukaryota, Metazoa, Arthropoda, Insecta, Hymenoptera, Apidae. Gene Ontology annotation, molecular function: transmembrane transporter activity.